Messenger RNA from Marchantia polymorpha subsp. ruderalis, 1255 nucleotides. NCBI's taxonomy places the organism in Eukaryota, Viridiplantae, Streptophyta, Marchantiopsida, Marchantiales, Marchantiaceae. The record is from the annotation of a GenBank genome assembly.
GCUGGAAACAACGUAUCCCAAUGAUCAUGCGUCCGAGUGAUUCAUAUUUCAUGCCAGAAUAUGAAAUUUGAUAGCACGGAUUCGUAUUUCAUACCCUUCACUUCCGAACGAAAUGUCUCGAAUCCCGAAGAUAAUGAAAACUUGUCGGCGGCAGUAGUGCACGUGAAAAAAACAACGAGGCGAGUUAAUAAAAAAUCUGAGCCCUUGGACAGAAAGCCCGUCUUCGAGGACCCGGAGCCCAGCCCGUGCACUGCGAAAUACAGGAAGCGGUGGUGGCAGUAGGAAAAAAGUCGUAGCAAUCGUCGGACUGAGGCAUCGCCAUUGUGAGGGUGCUGGCCACGAGAUUUACGACACAUUAGUUCGAGGGCGUGUCGGGACGGCACCCGAAUUGAAACCCUUCGGGAUUGAAGCAGAAUCGUAGAAAUGACAGAUCCGCUGUUCUUGCUGGUCAAGCUGCCUUAUCAGGCACUGCGAGUGCCGAGGUUGCGAUUGAAAGCGCCGGCCUUGUCGUUGCCGUCGGCCUCUGCAGUUUUUGCUCUGGUUUUAGUCUCGUACUUUCUGGUCAUCUCCGGGUUCGUGUACGAUGUGAUCGUCGAGCCACCAGGGAUCGGGAGCAGACAGGAUCCGAUCACAGGAGCUAUCCGCCCGGUCGUCUUUCUGCCCGGUCGAGUCAAUGGACAAUAUAUUAUUGAGGGACUUUCAUCAGGGUUCAUGUUCGUGCUGGGAGGAAUAGGGAUCAUAAUGCUAGAUCUGGCCACUGAUAAGGCCAGAGCAAGAAGCGUUCGCCUCUCGUUCGUUGCUGCUGGAAUUUCUUUUGUUUCAAUCGCUUACACCAUGAGUAUUUUGUUUAUUCGCAUCAAGAUCCCUGCCUACCUGCACUAGAUCAAGAGCUGUCCACGGCAAACGUAUUCGACGACCGUCUAUGCCGGCAUUGUCUUGACAGUUCUGUUUCUUUGGUGACCUUUCUCUUCACAGUUCGCAUGCGGGCCUGCCGGCUCUGGAAGAAGAGGCUGAAUGUCAGCUUACAUGUAAUUUCUUAUGCUAGAUGCCAGGUAAAGAAAUCGGCUGAACAGUCAGUUCAGCUUUCAAGCCACUACAGUAGUUUCCGGUCCUUCCAAUUUCGGAUCAGGUAGGUGUCAGCCCCGGACUCAGCAUCACGGGAAGCCACACCUCAGUUUUGUACACGGAUUCUUUAUCUUCUUCAGGAAGUGAAAUACAUUCUCAGCUGGAAGGCAUGAGUUCUUGCAUAUGACUU